This is a messenger RNA of Nothoprocta perdicaria, 507 nucleotides long. It is a transcript of the gene SEBOX, whose product is annotated as SEBOX homeobox. The transcript is spliced from 2 exons. The record is from RefSeq and is a predicted model, not a curated record. Bases 1 to 507 code for a protein of 168 amino acids. NCBI's taxonomy places the organism in Eukaryota, Metazoa, Chordata, Aves, Tinamiformes, Tinamidae. Gene Ontology annotation, molecular function: DNA binding.
AUGAGCGCGGCCCCGGGCGCCCCCCGGCCGCUGCUCCGCUUCCCCGACGGGGCGGGCKGCCCGGGCGGCUGCGGGCGGGAGGCGGCGAGCGGCGGCCCGGGGCCCGGCCCCUGCCCCUGCCCCUGCGCGGGGGGCCCGCGGAAGCGGCGUCGAACCACGUUCAGCCGGGGGCAGCUCUCGGAGCUGGAACGGGCCUUCGCCGCCGUGCCCUACCCGGACAUCGCCACCCGCGAGCGCCUGGCCGAGCUCACGCAGCUGCCCGAGGCCAAGAUCCAGGUCUGGUUCCAGAACCGCCGCGCCCGCCGCAUCCGCAGCGCCAAAGCGGAGCCGCCGCCGCCCCCGGAGCGCGACCCCCCCGCGCCGCCCCCCGACGCCGCCGCCGCGGCCCCGGUGCCGGCGCCGCCCGAGGCGGGGGCGCAGGGAGCCCCCCGGGGCCUCCCCACCUCGCUGGGCUCCAUCUCCGACCUCAUCUACAGCGCGGCCAUCACCAACCUGGGCGAGCCGUAG